Botrytis fragariae is the source of this 1422-nucleotide messenger RNA. RefSeq lists its product as uncharacterized. The record is from RefSeq and is a predicted model, not a curated record. Bases 1 to 1422 code for a protein of 473 amino acids. The transcript has 3 exons. NCBI's taxonomy places the organism in Eukaryota, Fungi, Ascomycota, Leotiomycetes, Helotiales, Sclerotiniaceae.
AUGGAGUUCUCUUUGGAAAUCAAAAGACCUACCGUCGCCCAAAAUUUUGCCGCAAGAGAAGACCAUCAGCGUUCGAAACUAAUCACCUUCCAAGCAAUAUUUACCAAGAAUGAUAAGGAAAAAAUGAAUAUGACCCAGGCAUCGGAGGCCAUCAUAUUCGAGAAGUUACCUUUGAUUCAAGCGCUAUUCAAUUCAAAGCUUAAUGGGAUAUUGAAAGACGACGAAGAUCAGAUCUGUUAUGAUCCAGAGCACGCAAGAACGCAAAGGCCCGCGUUCCCCAAAAUCCCGGGGAAAACAGUCUACAUGUACAAUUUAAUCCAGUCGAGCUUCAAAAACCAAGGACGGGAAUACGAACAAAUUGUGAAACUGAAUAUUGGAACGCUUUGGACAAUGAUUGAGUGCCUUGUACGCUUUUUGGAUGGGAAACCUUUACCUCCCAAUUCCAAGAUGGGUCUUAUGGAAAAACAUUGGGAUCUCGAACUGAUAGGUAUUGAAAUAUUGGCAAUAUACCUUGGAUGCACUGAGAUAAAUGAUAGAUCUGUGCGCAACGCAUUGGUUUCAUAUAUGCGCCGGCUUCCUACGUCUAGACUCACAAACUCUAGCAGUACCUCGGAGAAGGCAUCCGAAACAACGAACCAUGCGAAAAUGUUUAAUGGGAACAACUCCAGACAAGCUGAGGUCAUUGACUUGACUGAAGAUGAUCAUAUUGGCCAGUUGGCUUCCAUUCCAAAGAGUUCGGAGCUGGAACCUGCACCAGCUUCUACAUUUAAAAAGUCUCGUCAAACAGCUCAGCCAAAAUUGAAUUUGCAGAAGCCGAAGAUUAGGAACCAGCCAGCUGCUACUCUGCAAAAAUCGAAGAACUCAACGCAAUCGAAGUCAACUUUGCAGCGACAAAAGAAGGCAACGCGACCAUCUUCCACUCAACAAAAAAUAGAUCAAGAGCCAAAUUGGAUCGCCACUUCCCAGACGUCAAUCGAGGUAACUCGAUCGAACUUCACUCGUCAAGGUCCGCGAUCUAUACCGAUCGACGCUUAUAUUAGUCUCAACGAAACAUACGGUUGCUUUCUUCAUGUGCACAUAGGUUCAGCAAUGAAGGGCUCAGGACUGAUUGGCCGACUUCUGCAGGACUUGCACAUGGGGCUCUUUAAUACCGGAGAUAUGUCGAAAGUCGUUGGGAAGGGUCGCAACGGGAAACCUAUGUUGAUUUGGGAUGAAGUAUUGGAAUACUUUAGCGUGCCUGGAAAUGUGGUGGAAAAUAUGCUAUCAUGGUGUGAAGAUGAUCGCUGGACGCCAAUGGUGAUGUUUAUUGAGCGGUGUCAACUGGAUCGUGCUUUGUGGCAAGAUUGGGACGAGCGGGAUUUAGCUCUCGCCAAAUAUUUCGACAUGUUUGUUAAGGCAACUCCUGUGGUGAAAGAUAUCUAA